Fundulus heteroclitus (mummichog) is the source of this 1708-nucleotide messenger RNA. It is a transcript of the gene kynu, whose product is annotated as kynureninase. Gene Ontology annotation, cellular component: cytoplasm. The record is from RefSeq and is a predicted model, not a curated record. The transcript has 13 exons. NCBI's taxonomy places the organism in Eukaryota, Metazoa, Chordata, Actinopteri, Cyprinodontiformes, Fundulidae. The coding region runs from base 104 to 1495 and encodes 463 amino acids. Gene Ontology annotation, molecular function: pyridoxal phosphate binding; kynureninase activity. Gene Ontology annotation, biological process: NAD+ biosynthetic process.
GUAAUGAUGGAAUAAUUUGCAUUUAAUUAAAUCAGAGAGAAUGCAGACCUUUUAAGUCACACUUGUCUUUGUCCAUCCCAGAAUAUUUUCUACUCCCACACCGAUGGACAAGCUUUUCGACUUAGAUCCCGCAGAGGCAGUGAGACAAGCGUCCGCCUUGCUUGGCUGCAGCCCGACCUCCAAGAACGUGGCUGAUUACUUUGACAAACACGACAAACUGCGGCAUUUCAGGGGGAACUUUCUGGUGCCCAAAAUCGCAGAUUUGCCGCCCUCUGAUCUCUCGCUGGUGGAUGGAAGCGAAGAAUGCAUCUACCUGUCGGGAAACUCGUUGGGUCUUCAACCCAAAAAUGCCCGGAAAUAUAUCGAAGAGGAGCUGGACAACUGGGCUAAAAUAGCGAUUCAUGGUCACACUGUCGGCCCGAGGCCUUGGGCGUGGGCUGAGAACAACAUUGAGCAUCUCAUGGCAAAUGUUGUGGGAGCUAAAGAGGAGGAGGUAGCGCUGAUGAAUGGCCUGACGGUUAAUCUGCAUCUUUUAAUGCUGUCUUUCUACAAACCAACUCAAACCAGGCAUAAAAUCCUCCUGGAGGACAAAGCCUUCCCUUCAGAUCAUUAUGCCAUAGAGUCUCAGAUCCGCCUGCGAGGAUUUGAACCCCAGCAAAGCAUGCUGCGGCUGUCUCCAAGACAAGGAGAAGACACCCUGAGAACCGAGGACAUCCUGGAUAUAAUCGAGAAAGAAGGAGACAGCAUCGCCGUUGUGAUGUUCGCCGGCGUUCAGUUCUACACGGGUCAGCUGUUCGACAUGGACGCCAUCACGAAGGCUGGCCACAGAAAGGGCUGUUUUGUUGGAUUCGACUGCGCGCAUGCAGUGGGAAACGUUGAGCUGAAGCUGCAUGACUGGGGAGUUGAUUUUGCGUGCUGGUGCUCCUACAAGUAUCUGAAUUCAGGUGCUGGUGGUCUCGGCGGGGCGUUCAUUCAUGAAAAACAUAAAGAUACCAUCAAACCAGCGCUGUUAGGAUGGUGGGGACAUGAGCUGAAGACUCGCUUUCAGAUGACCAACGUGAUGGAGCUGCAGCCGGGAGUGAGCGGCUUCAGGCUGUCAAAUCAGCCCAUUCUUCUCGUCUGCCCUCUACAGGCCAGCUUAGAAGUGUUCAACAUGACGAGCAUGCAGAUGCUGCGGAGGAAGUCUGUACUCUUAACAGGGUACCUGGAGUACCUGAUAAAGCACUACUACUCAGAGGACCCGGCCCAGCCUCACAAACCCUACGUCCGAAUCAUCACGCCCUCUGACCCCCGGCAGAGAGGCUGCCAGCUGUCGCUCUCCUUCUCCAUCCCCAUCAGGAGAGUCUACCAGGAGCUGGAGAGGAGGGGGGUCACUUGUGACAUGAGGGAGCCCAGCGUGCUGCGAGUGGCCCCAGCACCGCUCUACAACUCCUUCAGGGAUGUGCAUCGCUUCAUCGAGACGCUGGGAAAGGCUCUGGCUGCCAGCAGCAGCUAGGACCUGAAAGAAGAGAAGAAAACUGCCUCGUCACAUCCUGCAUGUGCUGAAAAGUCCUGCAGACAUGCCCCCGACUUUUGAAAUGUGUAAUUAAAACAAUGACAAAACACCUCUUGUUGAUCAUGUUCUUCUGUGGUUGAGAUUUAACACCGAAGUUAUAAUAUAAAGACAAAUUUUAAAGGUUGAGAAGAACGCCGAACUCUCCAUAAUGUG